This is a messenger RNA of Strongylocentrotus purpuratus (purple sea urchin), 1904 nucleotides long. Its product is annotated as growth/differentiation factor 8. The record is from RefSeq and is a predicted model, not a curated record. The transcript is spliced from 3 exons. Bases 207 to 1487 code for a protein of 426 amino acids. Gene Ontology annotation, biological process: SMAD protein signal transduction. Lineage: Eukaryota; Metazoa; Echinodermata; Echinoidea; Camarodonta; Strongylocentrotidae. Gene Ontology annotation, molecular function: cytokine activity; growth factor activity. Gene Ontology annotation, cellular component: extracellular region.
GCAGCCAUUGAUGCACACACACGCACACACACGCACACACGCGCACACACACGCACACUUACAAAGCUACGCACACCCCACCCUCUUUUUGAUCUCCACGCCACCGGUAGGAAUAAAUACGCGGGGAUUCCACCCACAAGAUUCACUCGGACCGGGUCACACAUUGGAAGAGGAACACAUCACAACCCCCUGCACUAAAACAAAAAAUGGCCCAGCUCAAUCAUUACGUCUACUUGGCGCUAGUCAUCGUCGAGUUCGUCUGCCUAACGAUAGCGAGUCAUCCCCCGUCAUGGAGGCGACGCGCUGGCAUCAUCCCCAUGUCCGCCCAUCAACAGCCCGAUGAAAUCCUCGCCGAAAACACCUCAUCAGACGUCCACGCUGAUGACGGUAGCCCAGACCCCGAUCUGACCAGCGCGUCAAACGGGAGCGAAGACGCAAUGACCCCUCCACCGGAAUUAUCCACCUGUCCACCGUGCUGGUUACGGGAACAGCAGAAACAAUUCCGCAUUGAAAGUAUCAAAAGACGCAUCCUGGAGAAACUACAGAUGACGCAUGUUCCGAAUAUCACAGGACCUCCGCCCAAGAACCCAGCCAUUAAAAACUUGCUACAAAAUUAUCCACAGUACCAGAACAAUCCUUCGGUCCAGUCAGAUUCACCACAGACCGAGUACAUCGACCCUGCCCCAGCACAACUUGAAAGGAUCCUCAUAUUUGCCAAAAGACCGCUCCAGACGCAUGGAACCGACGCCCCGUCCUGUUGCUACUUCAACGUUGCCGAGAAAAUAGUGGGAUACCACGUGUCAAGUGCCAAGCUUUACUUUUACGUGUCCCCCGCCAAAGUAGUCCAGAACACACUCCACCAAAUGACAAUCAAGAUGAUCACGGCUCGACUGCACCCUCCAGGACAGACUAAGCUUCGUCUAGUUGCAAACAUCAAGGUGCAGCUAAGUUUAAGAGUCGGGGCGUGGAGGAGCGUUGACUUCACCAACGUUGUGCAAGGCUGGGCGGCCGAACCUGAGACCAACCUUGGCAUCGUGCUGGAGCUCGAAGACGAUGCAGGCAAUUCUGUGCUCAUAACUGAGACUUCGACAGAAGAACCAAGAAGGCCCUUUCUGCAACUGCGGCUAGACGAUACCAGAAGAGUACGGAUGAAACGUCAGAGUGAACAGAUGUGUGCUGAGGAUCGGCUGGAACGCGAGUGUUGUAAGUACCCCCUCGUUGUGGACUUUCAACAAUUUGGGUGGGACUGGAUCAUCGCUCCCAGGACGUACGAUGCCAACUACUGCUCAGGAAGUUGCCCUGACCACUAUUUUUACCGCUACCCUCACACCCAGCUAAUAAGUCAGAUGGAUCGCUUAGCGGUGGCAGGACCGUGUUGCUCACCAAGCAAAAUGACCUCGGUAAGUCUUCUCAUUUUCGACGAAGAUGGUGACAUCAGAAAUGCAGAACUCCAGGACAUGGCUGUUGAAAAAUGCGACUGCGCCUAGAGGGGAAAUCGCCUCGAACCAGUAAAACCUACUCAUCAUGCCCAAAGCCAUCGUCCCGAGUCCAGACCAAUUAAAGAUGUUUACUUUCGUCUAAAAGACUUGUUACCAAACGUCGGGGGUUUCCAAGCUAUGGACGAUAAUCAACUGAGAAAAUGAGAAUGAGGUAUUAAGCGGUGAUUUAUGGAAAAUAUAUUUAGUAAGCAAAUGACGAUAUGUCUUGGUGUAUUAACCGGUCACUUGAAGGUACUAUGUCCCAUUUGCAGCCAACAUCAAAAUUAGUAAAAUUUUGCAGGAAUUAUGAAUAUGUCACAUAUGUCCUAUCAGUGAAAUUUAAAAGUUAGCAGUGUCCUGAUAUUCAAAUUAUGCAAGGAAACCCGUUUACUUUCUAGACUUCACUGUCAGACACUAUUGAGUGAC